UUUUGACUUUUUUUUUUAAAGAUAUAUUUUCAAAUUUCUUCAAAACCAAAAUUUCUUUUAUCAUCCGUUGAGGAGAAACUUCAAACCAACCAGCCAGCCAUGAACGAUCUUCUCUCCCGCUCUUUCAAACGGUCCGUAGCCGACGGCUCAUCGCCUCCUCACUCCCACAGUAUCGAGAUGCCAAAGGCUAAGCACUCAGGCGGGAGCAACCUCGACAAGUUCUUCCUCGACGUGGAGGAGGUGAACAGCGAUCUGAAAGAGCUCGAUCGCCUCUGCCACAGCCUCCAAGUGAGCCACGACAAGAGCAAGACGCUCCAUAACGCUAAGGCGGUCAAGGAGCUGAAGGACAAGAUGGACUCUGAUGUCUCUAAGGCGCUCAAGACGGCCAAGCGCGUGAAAGGAAACCUCCAGGCGCUGGAUCGUGCCAAUGAAGCGAACCGGAGUUUACCGGAAAGUGGACCGGGUUCGUCUUCUGACAGGCAAAGGAUGGCGGUGGUUAAUGGGUUGAGGAAGAAGCUGAAAGAUGCGAUGGAUCAUUUUAUGAGAGUGAGAGAGACGAUCUCGGCGGAGUACCGAGACACAAUUCGCCGGUUGUACUUCACCGUCACCGGAGAAAAUCCCGACGAGGAUACCGUCGAUCACCUAAUCUCUACAGGUGAUCAUUUCCUCAGAAUUAUUUAUUCUUAUUUUUUGAGUUAUUUCAAAUUUCAAACAGCAAGAAAAUAGCAAAAGAAUCAAGAAAAAUAGCAAACGGUUUAGUUUUGGUUCAGUUCGGUCUAGAUAUCCACAAUAUCUUAAAGAUAGAAUCUGUUCAGGUUAUUGUGUUUUUAGUUCAGUUCCAAUUCAGUCCAAAUAUCCACAAUCUAAUCUAUUAAAACUGAAGUACAAUUAGAAAAUAAU
Messenger RNA from Raphanus sativus (radish), 900 nucleotides. Its product is annotated as syntaxin-122-like. The transcript has a single exon. Gene Ontology annotation, biological process: vesicle-mediated transport. The coding region runs from base 100 to 726 and encodes 208 amino acids. NCBI's taxonomy places the organism in Eukaryota, Viridiplantae, Streptophyta, Magnoliopsida, Brassicales, Brassicaceae. Gene Ontology annotation, cellular component: membrane. The record is from RefSeq and is a predicted model, not a curated record.